CUCUAGAUCGAGCGGCAGCUCUUCGAGGAAACCGUGAAAACCCUUAAUGGGUUCUAUGCUGAAGCAGAGAAGAUUGGGGGCAGCUCGUACCUGGAGGGGUGCCUGGCCUGCGCCACUGCGUAUUUCAUCUUCCUCUGCAUGGAGACACACUACGAGAAGGUCCUGAAGAAGAUCUCCAAGUACAUCCAGGAGCAGAAUGAGAAGAUCUAUGCGCCACGGGGACUGCUGCUCACCGACCCCCUGGAGCGUGGCAUGAGGGUCAUUGAGAUCUCCAUCUACGAGGACCGCCUGCCUGUCCUCCCUAUGCCCGCCAUGCUGGGCGCAGCGCCCAUCACCGCAUCACCCGGGGAUGCUCGCUGCCGGCCCAAGGGUGGGCUGAAUUCAUCCCGCCCUGGCCAAGCCCCGGAGAUGACACCAUUAAUGUGUAACUGCCAGGGAGCACGAUAA
Molecule: messenger RNA, 447 nt
Organism: Opisthocomus hoazin
Lineage: Eukaryota; Metazoa; Chordata; Aves; Opisthocomiformes; Opisthocomidae
Source: RefSeq, a predicted model, not a curated record